This is a messenger RNA of Rhipicephalus sanguineus (brown dog tick), 3377 nucleotides long. RefSeq lists its product as uncharacterized. The transcript is spliced from 4 exons. The coding region runs from base 140 to 913 and encodes 257 amino acids. Gene Ontology annotation, cellular component: membrane. The record is from RefSeq and is a predicted model, not a curated record. Lineage: Eukaryota; Metazoa; Arthropoda; Arachnida; Ixodida; Ixodidae.
GCGUCGUGGGCGUGAGCGAUGUUUGGCGUAUGAAACACUCGGUCUUCCGGUGCGUGUCAUUUUUGAAAGCUGUGUUGGUUGUAUCGGCUGGCUGUGCUGUGUCGAAGAACGGUCGCUGGAGUCGCGCAUUUGACGUAGUAUGAGCCACUCCGAUGAUACGGCAUCGGGGAUCAAGUCCACGGCGACGUCAAGCCGAGUAGACUCGAGUGCAGUGUCAACUUCAUCUCCUCACGGCCGCCUGUCACAUUUCAUCGACGACUCUUGUCUAAAAAACGUUGCUCUUGAAGACGAUGUUAGCACAGCUGAGGAAACGAGGGCCCUUCGUAGCCAUUCACCAGCAACUAUGGACACUACACAGGAUGAAACACUGCACAAGAACGUCGUGCUACUUUUUGACAAGUCUUAUCCCUUCACCAUCGUAGGCGCGCUAAGGAUCGCCAUUCUGUUUCUGUCUCUGCUGAGUCUCAUAUGCGUAGCAAGUGCGGGAACCAAGGAUUAUGACGUCCUGCAGCUGCCACGGUCUGAACGUGUUCGCCUACACCUGUUUGUGUGUGUGCUGGCAUUUCUGCUAACAGCUGCUCUGAUGGUAGUGGACAACUCCUCCGUAGUCCACAUCCUGCCCCUAAAUUGGGCCCUCAUCGACACAGUGCUGUGGGGAGUAGUGGCCCUUCUGUUUCUGGUCUCAUCCUCGCUACUGAUACACAGCAAGGUGCUUUACCAACGGACUUACUUUACAAUUGUUGACUGGACCUGCAGCCUUUUCGUUGUCUCUGGGAUAUUUGGUCUGGGCUGUGUAUGCUCCUGCUUUGCUCUGGGAGUUCUGCGCUUUGUUCGACCCAAGGCCCCUCUUCAAUGCCUGUCCCCAGCAAUUGCCAGUCGGGACAUUAUGAUGUCGCCCAUAACCAUCAGUUGAUGCCACUGCAACAUCACAUUCAUUGUGCAGUCUUACAUUCUUCUCGUGGGUGUGUGUCUGCUUCAUAUUUGCAUUUACCCUUGCUGUUCAUGUUUCUAUGGCUCCCUUGCAAAUAUGGUUAUUUUGAGUGACUUUGGCUUUUGUAGUAGAAAGGAGCUAUGUUUAAAACAAAGCUUUCUUGGGGACAAUUUUGACAUUGUUGUAUAAAAAUACCAUUUGGAUGCAGUGUCAUUAACUUAUAAGCUACAGAAAAAAAAAAGAAGAAGAAGAAGAAAGAUAACUUCCUGCCCUCCCACCACCAACAAACAGGGAACUUGUGUUGGGGCAUGUAAAUACCUACAACAGAGUUUGUUUCAUUUCUAGUCAUGUUUUACAAUGUCUUUUCUUGAGGCCAUGAAGUAUGGGGCAGCAUGGAUUACAGCAUGCCAAUGUGACUGAGGAGCACCACAAAUGUGACCAUCUUCCCUCCUUUGACAGUUAUACUGGAAAACAAAAAAGUAUACUGUGUGUCUAACUCCCUCCCUAGUUUAUAUGUCUGUUAUAUAAAAAAAAAGAGGAUGGGGUUGGGGUGCCCUAAUAUGUGUUAAUGUAUUUUCAUUUGUUGUUUUUAAGUGCCAUUGAGUCACUGGUGAUUCUUGGUGACACUAUUAGUGUAUGGAUACCAGUCAGACCUAUUUGAUACAAAUUUUUUAAGCUCACUUGGAUAUUUCCCUGGGGCCUCCAGAAUACCAUACGAACAUCCUGUGCGUGCUCAGCCUCGUUUUCUCUAACCUUCCACUCUAGUUACUGUUAUAACUCUGAUGAAAUUUAUUGGUCGAGCAUGUAUUACUUGUUUUAGCUGCUGGCUUAGAUUAACAGAGAGCUGAGCUAGUUGGCAAGUAUUCAUUCUAAAAGACAGGGCGGGCAAACAUGGACACAAGAAAGAAGUCGCAACACCACAAACGCCGGCAUUUGUGUUGUCCUCUUUCUUGUGUGCGUGUUUGCCCGCCCUGUCUUUUAGAAUGAGAGCUGUUGGUCCUCAUUCCUACAUUUGCCAGUGAAGUUGCGUGUCUACUCCUACCGACACUGAGUAAAUUCUCAGUUACAUUUCGCACCUUCACAUCUAAAAAGUACCUUUAAAAUUGCUAAAUGUAUUUUUGUGACCAAGGCUUAAAAGAUUUUUCUGUUAGCUUGUUGAAGGAACACUACAGGAAAUUAUUGAGUUGUGCUAGGUGGUAAAGGUUUUGGAACACCUGAUAAGUGACUUGGAAAACGAAUCUUUGUGAACCUUUGCGGGGUUUCAUGUCUGCAGCUGCUGCUGCUGUCUCGCCGAAUAGGCCACACUUAAAAAUAAACUGCACCUUGGUGGCUAAUUGAGGAGUCACACCUCUGCGCUCCAACACAGCAGCCCGAUGCUGUGCUGGAGGACAGAGGUCGUCACUACACAUAUAUUUCUCUCGUGCCAAACACCAGCUAUAUUUCCUACCUCAAUGCUCUUCAUUAUAGUGAUUGGGAUGGUGGCAUCACCUAGAAGUGUAGUGAAGUACUGCAUCACGAGUGCUAAUGAUUGCUGAUAAUGAGCGCUGCUGCAGUCAAGAAAUCGAGCUUAAAUGCACCAGGUUCAUGUCAUGUUGUGCACACAGAGCAUGAGGUUAAAGAGGAAAAUAAAAAGGAGUUUCUAUCUGUCUGUAGAUUCAAACAGUGACCAUUGGAUCUGCUCUGCUUCAAUCUUUUAUUAAGAGCAAACCUUGGCAUGUCCGAUAAAAGCUUAAACUGACAUGUGCAUAUUGGGAGCCAGCACUAUGUUUAAAAUUUUACUCGUGUGCCCUGGGUCAUUAGUGUCUAUCAGCAGUGCUCAAAAAAACAUAAAUUUCAACUUCAUGCACAAAAAAACUUCAGUGGUAACAAAUACCAUAAAUAUGUAACAUAACACUGACUGAUCAACCCUGCAGCGUUUUGGAAAUUUUGAAAUGAUGAUUUGGCUUUUUUUUUAGUUAAUGUGCGAGUUUUCCACAAGGUACUGCAUAACUUCAGAAAUUUCAGCCUGGUGCCACUGCACACAUGAUAACCUCAUGUAAUGAAGAGUUUGAUGUCAGGUAACAUGAUUAAGUUGCAGUCAUUGACCAAGUCAAGUUAAAAAAGCAUGCAGAGUACAAUAUCUAGUUCAAGAGUUCUGGUAACAUGAUUAUGAAGAAGUAGUGGUCACUGACCCAGUAAAGGUGAAAAACAUGCAUACUGCAUGUUUUUCAUGUUUACUCAUGUGUUACAGUGAGCAUGUAAAGUUAUUUACCAGUUCAUCACGAUAGCCUCAUCUCUAUUGAGGUCAUUCAUCCCAGUGGCCCCAUUCAUCAUCUUGUGGACCAAAGCAGAGGCCCAAGCAAAUAUUCCUCAAUGCUAGCAUUACAACCUCUCCUCGCAGGAGUUCGCUAGCUUAUCAGAAGAAUCAAAGCCAUGCAAUUAUUGAAAUUGAAAAGAACUCUGAAGA